This is a messenger RNA of Hyaloscypha bicolor E, 1982 nucleotides long. Its product is annotated as HET-domain-containing protein. The coding region runs from base 54 to 1931 and encodes 625 amino acids. The record is from RefSeq and is a predicted model, not a curated record. The transcript is spliced from 2 exons. Lineage: Eukaryota; Fungi; Ascomycota; Leotiomycetes; Helotiales; Hyaloscyphaceae.
CUUGCACAGAUUUUUGGCCCAAGUGAAGCGGCGCACCACAUUUCAUCCCUGCAAUGGAUAAGAAGGAAUACGAAUACAUCGACCUGGCCUCCCACAGGCAAGAAAUGCGCUUGGUACAUCUUCUCCCAGGCGCAUGGCAAGACAGGGUAUCAUGCACCCUUGAAGUAGUAACCCUGAACGACAAGCCGAGAUAUGAAACCCUGAGCUACGUUUGGGGAGAUACAACAGGAACAUCGCCAAUUUUUCUUGAAGGUUGCUCAUUCCCGGUAACACACAACCUCCAAUCCGCUUUGCGCCGCCUCCGACACACCAAUGAAGAACGGGUAAUGUGGGUGGAUCAGUUAUGUAUCAACCAGUUGAACGACAAUGAAAAGACGCAGCAAGUCAUGCUCAUGCCAGCGAUAUACAGUAAUUGUCAGGAAGCCUUUUGUUGGCUGGCAGAGCUGGAUGCUAGGGAUAAGGAGUUUGUGGUUGGAGAGCGGGAACCUGAACCUGAACCUGGCAGGCACUAUGGAGGUGGCACCAUAAAAUCAGCUUUUAAUCUUUUGAGCCUCAUAGCCAGUGGAGAUCACAUGUCCGAGCUCUCUUGCUUCCAAUUUACGAAACCCUCAUCACUUCAUAUCAAACCUGACUUUGCUCCCGCCUUCCAGGGGCUUCGAAGAAUUGUGGAACAACCAUACUGGGAUAGAAUUUGGACCAUCCAAGAGCAGAUCCUACCUCCAAAAGCAACAAUAACUUUCGGACCCUACACACUUCCUUUAGAAGUUCUCAUCGCAGCUGGAGAAAGCAUCCUUCUUCAUCACUGGCAGACAUGCUGUGCGCUCGCGGUAGAUUCCCUCGGACUGGAGGAACGAGUAACACUCCAGCAGGUUUUUUUCAAGACCACAAUCAUGGGUAACAUCUUAAGUGGAUACAACAAAUCCCAGAACAUCCUCAUCGAGGUUUUGCAGACCGCCCGAAAUAAAAAUGCUACAGAUAGUAGGGACAAGGUCUUCGGGGUCCUGGGAUUGGUAAAUAAUUGGCUUACGACAACGCCGAUAUUGCCGGAUUAUACACUCACCGAUAUCGAGGUGUUCGCCCAAGUUACAGUGAACUGGAUCACAAAUAGGAGAGAUUUGUUCAUCCUGACAGGGAAUAUGUUGCGUCGGCCUCAUAUUCCUUCCUGGAUUCAAGACUGGGCACCAGCGGCAACAUUUGAGGGGACAGAGUACCACCAUGAAACAGGUUGGAACGCGCUGUAUUGGAAAUACAGCGCAUCUCUUACAAAAGGAGCACGGUCGAAACUACUUUCAAAUUCCGAGUUGCAACUAGAAGGGAUCUUCGUGGACAAAGUGUCAAGAGUUGCAUUGCAAAUGGUGACAAAUGACUGGAAUGAUGCCAAGUUCUUCAUAGACUCUUGGGAAGAGUUUGUCGAUAUCUCCAAUAACUCGGAGAGGGAGUAUGUUGGAGGAGGAAAGUUUUAUGAUGCAUUCUGGCGCACUCUCGCGGGAAAUCUCUUCUGGACUGGAGUCAAGACAAGCAAUCUUAUUGAUGCUUACCGCAAAGCUGUUCCUGAAGAUCGACGGGUUUUUGGUCUUCUAAGGGAGCAGAUCAGACUUGCGAAACCUCAGCAACAUGUUCUGUCGGAUGAGACUGCUGGCUUCGAGAAAGUCCUUCCUGUCACGGCUAGAUAUCGAACACUGUUCGUCACGCAGAAAGGGUAUCUUGGUAUUGGUACUACAGGUAUUAAGGAAGGAGAUGAUGUUUAUAUCUUCUAUGGUGGGAAUAUUCCUUUCAUUACUCGGUCCAAGGAGGAGACAGGUGAUCUGUGCUCAACAGAGACGACUCACAAGCGAUGUGAAUUGAUUGGUGACUGCUAUCUUCACGGGGUUAUGGAGGGAGAGUUGAUGAAGGAGCCAGAAGAAGAUACGGAUUCAGUCAUCUUGUGUUAAAGUAGGAGAGUGACGAUGUUUAAUGGAAUUAAAAUUGGUUAUACCACCGUG